Messenger RNA from Mesocricetus auratus (golden hamster), 2982 nucleotides. It is a transcript of the gene Hyal4, whose product is annotated as hyaluronidase 4. Lineage: Eukaryota; Metazoa; Chordata; Mammalia; Rodentia; Cricetidae. The record is from RefSeq and is a predicted model, not a curated record. Gene Ontology annotation, molecular function: hyalurononglucosaminidase activity. Gene Ontology annotation, biological process: carbohydrate metabolic process; hyaluronan catabolic process.
AUGAAACUGUUAUCCGAAGGACAAUUAAGACUAUGUGUUGUUCAGCUGCAUCUGACAUCAGGGCUGCUCAUAUUUUUUAUCCUGAAGUCCAUCUCAUCUUUAAAACCUGCCAGACUUCCCUUUUACCAAAGGAAACCUUUUAUAGCUGCUUGGAAUGCUCCAACAGAUCUGUGUUUGAUAAAAUACAAUUUAACACUGAGUUUGAAAAUCUUUCAGAUGAUUGGAAGCCCUCGGCUCAAAGAUGGGGAGCAAAAUGUUACUAUAUUUUAUGUCAACAAGUUGGGAUAUUACCCAUGGUAUACGUCAGAAGGGGUCCCCAUCAAUGGGGGUCUUCCCCAAAAUGCAAGCUUGCAAGCACAUCUCGAAAAGGCUGCCCAGGAUAUUAAUUUUUACAUCCCUGGCAAAAACUUCAGCGGACUUGCUGUUAUAGACUGGGAAUAUUGGCGCCCACAGUGGGCCCGGAACUGGGACUCAAAGGAUAUCUACAGACAAAAGUCAAGAACACUCAUUUCUGAUACGAAAAAGAACAUAUCCGCUGCGGAUAUUGAAUAUCUAGCCAAAGCAACUUUUGAGGAAAGUGCAAAAGCUUUCAUGGAGGAAACUAUCAAAUUGGGAAUCAGGAGCCGAUCCAAAGGCCUUUGGGGUUAUUAUUUAUAUCCUGAUUGCCACAAUUACAAUUUUGAUCCCACAAACUAUACUGGGUCAUGCCCCAAAGAGGAAGUUCUGAGGAACGACGAGCUCUCUUGGCUCUGGAACAGCAGUACUGCUCUGUACCCUGCCGUCAGUAUCAGGAAGUCCUUUAAAGACAGCGAACACACUUUGCACUUCUCACAGUUUAGGGUGUAUGAAUCGCUGAGGACCUCCACCAUGACAUCACGUGAUUAUGCCCUGCCUGUAUUCAUCUACACACGGCUGGGCUACAGAGAGGAACCUUUACUCUUUCUCUCUAAGCAAGAUCUAAUUAGUACCAUAGGAGAAAGUGCUGCAUUGGGAGCUGCAGGUAUUGUUGUUUGGGGAGACAUGAAUUUAACUUCAUCUGAGGAGAACUGUAUAAAGGUGAACCGCUUCGUGAAUUCUGAUUUUGGGAACUACAUAAUCAAUGUUUCCACAGCAGCUGAGGUGUGCAGCCAGCACCUUUGCAAGAAUAAUGGACGGUGCAUACGGAAGACAUGGAAAGCGCCUCAUUACCUCCAUUUGAACCCUGCAAGUUACCACAUAGAGGCCUCUGAGGAUGGAGCAUUCAUAGUGAAGGGAAAAGCAUCAGAGGCAGACCUGGCUGUGAUGGCAGAGAAUUUUCUAUGCCACUGUUACCAGGGAUAUGAAGGGGCUGAUUGUAGAAAAAUGAAAGAAGCCGAUGGCUGCUCCGGGAUUUCCCUUUUCUCUAGCUCAGUAAUAACACUGUGUCUGCUAGUUCUAGCAGGUUACCAAAGCGUUCAGUUGUGACAUAAUUGAGUUUAAAGGGAAUUGUGUCCUCUUAAGUAGAGUGUUAGGGAACAGAUGGAUCUCACAAUUCUUUCUCUCAUGAGCUCCUCUGAGAGGUAUUGUAAGUCAACAUAUGCGUCACAACAUAAAUAGGAACCUAUUACUUUAUUUGCUACACUUUGGUUAGAAACCAGAUCCAAGAGAGCAAAGUAAUGCACAUUAUUUUCUUACUUGAAUACUUAAAUUGUAUUUAAAUCAAAUUUUAUUCUUUUUCUAAUUGUAUCCACAUAUUGAGGCAAAUGAAUAUUAAGCUUAUUGAUUUCACGGACAUUUUCGAGGUAGCAAUUUAUUUAAGGAUAGACUACUAAGUAGUCAUGUGGCUCAACAGAUGGGGUCACUCAGUCAUGACCUGGUCAAGUAGGUCAUCAGAGAGGAUAAAAUGCAGGGUUUUUGUGCCAGCCCCAGCUACACCUGUACCCAUUUCCCUGCUAAACUCACAGAGGGCAGUGCCAACCAGUUUCACUGUGUUUGCUUCCCUGCUGAACUCACAGAAGACCAGUGUGUCUACUUAGGAGAAUCCAGGGAGCUGCUCCCAACUCAUCACAAAUGUCUCUCUCAACCAUCAACUUAUUCCUUCACAGACCCUACCAGUCUUCAUACCGUAAUAAGAUCUCCAGGCUGAGAGUGUGGGAGAUUCAAAACCUGGAGUCAUGCUGAUAAAAUACAGCUGGUGACUUUUGGAAAUGAAAUGAAAUUGUUUUUAGUGAAAGAGAUUUAACAAAUGAGCCUUAGGAUUUGCUGUUGAAAAGAAAGUCUACAAGAAAUAUUAGCUAUUUCUGUCUUCCCUUGCUCCCCAUAAGAAUUUUGGAUUUAGAAUCACUUUAAACUUGAUUUGAAUUGUUUUUGCUACCUGUGUGGUGCUAUAAAUCUUAGCAACUUCUUUAUAUUCUCCGUUAUCAUCUGAAGUUUGGUCAUACAAUUUUUACCUCUGCAAAUUAUUCUGGGAUUAAAUACAGCAACCUACUUUGCACUCCUGGGUUCUUAGUGCACAUAACUGUCUAGGAUAAUCUCAUGAUCACCAGAAGAACAGAAAAGGUAAAGAUAAAAUAGUCAAGCUACCUCCUUCUGUAGGCAGAGAUCACUUAUAAUCACUUGUGCAGUGGUGUGGUCUUGGGAGACACUCUCAGGGGAUAGACUUUCUUACCAUAAUGAUAAUUUAAUAGGAAGAGUAACUCAAAAAAGACAUAGAUAAAGAAGGAAAGUUGAUGCCUUCUCUCUUAACUCAUUUCAGUCCAUAGCUGGGUAGUGGUGGUGCAUGUCUUUAAUCCCACUCCUGGGGAUGGGGGCAGAGGCAGGAGGAUCUCUGUGAGUUUGAGGCCAGUAUGAUCUUAUAGAUCUAGUACCAGAACAGCUAGGGCUACACAGGGAAACCCAGUCUCAAAAAACCAAAACAAACAGUUCAACUCAGGAUCCCUGCUUGUCAGAGGUGAUUGCAUUGUGAAAGUUUAAUUCUGAAAUGUCCGAUACAAACAAAUAAACAAAAUUCACAUUAGCUGUGAA